CGAGGAAGGAUCCGAGGAGCAGCAGCAGGAGCAGCAGCCCGAGCAGGAGCAGGAGCCAGAGCAGCCCCAGUCGCCGCCGCCUCCGCCGCCGCCUCCCGGGGCGGACGAGGACGAGCUCUCCUUCAGCGACCCCGAGGGCUUCGUGGACGACAUCGAUGAGGAAGAAUUACUCGGAGAUAUUCUCCAAGAGCAUCCUCAGGAAGCAGAUGGAAUUGAUUCUGUGAUUGUGGUGGAUAAUGUCCCCCAGGUUGGACCAGACCGUCUUGAGAAACUGAAGAAUGUUAUCCAUAAGUUUUUCUCAAAGUUUGGGAAGAUUACCAAUGAAUUUUACCCAGAAGCUGAUGGCCAGACUAAAGGGUAUAUCUUCUUGGAGUACAUGUCUCCCACUCAUGCUCUGGAUGCUGUAAAAAACACAGAUGGUUACAAGCUGGACAAACAGCACACUUUCAGGGUCAAUCUUUUCACUGACUUUGACAAAUACAUGACAAUCAGUGAUGAGUGGGAAAUUCCAGAGAAACAGCCAUUUAAAGAUCUGGGGAAUUUGCGCUACUGGUUGGAGGACCCAGACUGUAGAGAUCAGUAUAGUGUAAUUUUUGAAUCCGGAGAUCGAACUUCUAUAUACUGGAAUGAUGUUAAGGAUCCUGUCACAAUUGAGGAGAGAGCUCGAUGGACAGAAACCUAUGUGCGCUGGUCUCCAAAGGGCACCUAUCUGGCUACGUUCCAUCAGAGGGGCAUUGCUCUGUGGGGUGGAGAGAAAUUCAAACAGAUUCAGAGGUUCAGCCACCAGGGGGUGCAGCUCAUUGACUUCUCACCUUGUGAAAGGUACCUGGUAACUUUCAGUCCCCUGAUGGACACACAGGACGAUCCUCAAGCCAUCAUUAUUUGGGAUAUCCUAACUGGACAGAAGAAGCGAGGAUUCCACUGUGAGAGUUCCGCCCACUGGCCCAUUUUUAAGUGGAGUCACGAUGGCAAAUUCUUUGCCCGGAUGACAUCCGAUACUCUCAGCAUCUAUGAAACGCCUUCAAUGGGCCUGUUGGAUAAGAAAAGUUUGAAAAUCACAGGGAUCAAAGACUUCUCCUGGUCCCCAGGAGGUAACAUAAUUGCCUUUUGGGUUCCCGAAGACAAAGAUAUUCCAGCAAGGGUGACCCUGAUGCAGCUGCCCUCCAGGCAGGAGAUCCGAGUGCGUAAUCUGUUCAACGUGGUAGACUGCAAGCUACAUUGGCAGAAGAACGGGGAUUAUCUCUGUGUGAAAGUAGACAGGACCCCGAAGGGCACACAGGGUGUAGUGACCAACUUUGAAAUCUUCCGCAUGAGAGAAAAGCAGGUUCCAGUUGAUGUGGUGGAAAUGAAAGAAAGCAUCAUCGCGUUUGCUUGGGAGCCAAACGGAAGCAAAUUUGCCGUGCUGCAUGGAGAAUCGCCCCGCAUAUCCUGUUCCUUCUACCACGUGAAGAACAACGGGAAAAUAGAGCUCAUUAAAAUCUUCGACAAGCAGCAGGCAAACACGAUAUUCUGGAGUCCUCAGGGACAGUUUGUGGUAUUGGCUGGUCUCAGAAGCAUGAACGGUGCCUUAGCAUUUGUGGAUACCUCUGAUUGCACCAUGAUGAACAUUGCUGAGCACUACACAGCCUCAGACGUGGAAUGGGACCCCACCGGCCGCUACGUGGUGACGUCUGUGUCUUGGUGGAGUCACAAGGUGGACAAUGCCUACUGGCUGUGGACUUUCCAGGGUCGCCUCCUCCAGAAGAAUAACAAAGACCGGUUCUGCCAGUUGCUAUGGAGACCCAGGCCACCAACUCUGCUCACCCAGGAUCAAAUAAAGCAAAUCAAGAAAGAUCUGAAGAGAUACUCCAAAAUAUUUGAACAGAAAGAUCGCCUGAGCCAAUCUAAAGCCUCCAAGGAACUGGUUGACAGAAGGCGAACAAUGAUGGAGGAGUUCAAAAAAUACCGCAAGAUGGCCCAGGAGCUGUACAUGGAGCAGAGGAAUGAGCGUUUGGAGCUCCGAGGAGGAGUAGACACGGAUGAACUGGACAGUAAUGUAGAUGACUGGGAGGAAGAGACUGUUGAAUUUUUUAUCAACGAAGAAAUUAUUACAGUUGCAGAGGCAGAGUAAUCCCAAAGCCGUGCACCACCAUCUAUUAUCCUGGGAAGAGAGUUGUUCAUUUUCAAGAGGCCUCCUCAUCUUUGGAAGUUUUUUAAAUCCAUAUUCUCUCUCUGGACGGUGACUGCACAGGAUUCAUUCAUUCUGACAUACUGUAGUGCCUUUUGGUCCCCUCAUCUCCUGUGGGGUCCUUCAAAAGGCACUGCUUUUAAUUUUGUAUUCCUUUAUUGGGGGAGGGUUUAGUCUAAUUUUUAGCAAUCUACCACCAGAACGUGCUGCUAAACGCUCCUCUGGGCGAUUGGGAACACUUUCCCAUCCAAGCGCAGCCUUGACACAUUUUCCAGGAUCUUGCGGGAAAUUCAAGCGCUUCUGUUUGCCGAGGACUGUGGCUGUGUCCUGCGCCGGCAGGGGUUGGUUUGACCCAGAGAAAGACCAGCCAGGGAGGCUCUGCUUUCCACAGCAUGAUCGGUUGUGCUGAAGCAGCACCAGAGUGGACUUUACUCUCCCAUUCCGAUUGUGACAGGAUCUCUCCAUGGGUUGAACAUUGGAAAUAAAGCAAGCCAAUAUGCGCCGCC
Messenger RNA from Python bivittatus (Burmese python), 2673 nucleotides. RefSeq names its product eukaryotic translation initiation factor 3 subunit B (gene EIF3B). The record is from RefSeq and is a predicted model, not a curated record. Gene Ontology annotation, biological process: translational initiation. Lineage: Eukaryota; Metazoa; Chordata; Lepidosauria; Squamata; Pythonidae. Gene Ontology annotation, molecular function: RNA binding; translation initiation factor binding; translation initiation factor activity. Gene Ontology annotation, cellular component: eukaryotic translation initiation factor 3 complex.